Molecule: messenger RNA, 1367 nt
Organism: Nematolebias whitei (Rio pearlfish)
Lineage: Eukaryota; Metazoa; Chordata; Actinopteri; Cyprinodontiformes; Rivulidae
Gene: p3h4
Product: prolyl 3-hydroxylase family member 4 (inactive)
Exons: 7
Coding region: 16-1305 (429 amino acids)
Biological process (GO): collagen fibril organization; peptidyl-lysine hydroxylation
Cellular component (GO): endoplasmic reticulum
Molecular function (GO): protein binding; collagen binding
Source: RefSeq, a predicted model, not a curated record
CGGCGGAGGGGAACGAUGCUCCCGAGAAGCCCGAGCCUGGCCCUCCUCCUCCCGGCCCUGCUGCUGCAGCUGCGGCCGCUGGACGCCCAGUACGAGAAGUACAGCUUCAGAAGUUUCCCCCAGCAGGACGUCAUGCCGCUGGAGUCCGCCUACAACUACGCGCUGGAGCAGUACGCGGAGCAGAACUGGGCCGAGAGCGUGAAGUACCUGGAGCUGAGCCUGCGGCUCCACCGGCUGCUGCGGGACAGCGAGGCGUUCUGCGGCCGCAGCUGCAGCUCGGAGAGCCGGGAGCACGAGCCGCCGCGCCCCGACGCCAGCCUCCGGCUCGUGCGCCACAUCCUGCUGAGAGCUGCGUGUCUCAAAAAGUGCAAGGCGGGUUUCCCCGUGUUCACGCUGCCCUACCCGCGGAGGGACUUACUGGAAACCUUCGAGAAACGGACACCGUACAAGUACAUCCAGUACGCGCACUACCAGCUUAACAACUUGGAGAAAGCCGUCGCAGCAUCUCACACCUUCCUAAAGAAAAACCCAAAGGAUCCGUCUCUUACUAAAAACAUGAACUACUACAAGACGUUGAUGGAGGUGGAUGAACACCUCGUCGACCACGAGGAGCAGCCGUACGAGAGCGUUUUCCUGAAGAGCGUGAUGCUCUACAACAACGGAGACUUCAGCGGCAGCGCCAGGAACAUGGAGCAGGCCGUCACGCAGUUCUUGGACAUCUUCAACCUGUGCUUGGCGGGCUGCGAAGGCUCGUAUGAAAUCUUGGAGUUCAAAGACUUUUAUCCAACUCUGGCAGAUCUGUUCACCGACGUGCUGAAGUGUAAGGUGAAGUGUGAGGAGCAGCUCACCCCGAGCGUCGGAGGUUUCUUCGUGGAGAAGUUUGUGGCCACCAUGUACCACUACCUCCAGUUUUCAUAUUAUAAACUGAACGACGUAAAGAACGCCGCUCCCUGUGCAGCUAGCUACAUGCUGUUUGACUCCAGCGACCAGGUGAUGCAGCAAAACGUGGCCUAUUAUCGCUUCUACCGGGAACAGUGGGGCCUCCAGGAGGAGGAUUUUCAGCCUCGGCCUGAGGCUCUGAAGUACUUCAACCAGACGAUCAAACAGAAGGAGAUGCUCGAGUUUGCACUGAACUACCUACAAACAGAGGACGAGGGGGUGGUGAGUCCGGAGGACACAGCCAGCAUCCGCUCAGACCAUCCUGAUGCCGAGUUCGAGGGGAUGGGGGACUACGAGGAGGCCUUCCUGGCUGAAUGGUGGCAGGAGCCCAAAACAAAAUGGGACGCUGGCGAGGUGGCCGACUGAUGUCACCUCUGAGCGGAGGGGUUACACGGGCCCCCCUGAAAACACACCAAAGACCUAUCAGA